This is a messenger RNA of Calidris pugnax (ruff), 723 nucleotides long. RefSeq names its product transgelin 2 (gene TAGLN2). The record is from RefSeq and is a predicted model, not a curated record. NCBI's taxonomy places the organism in Eukaryota, Metazoa, Chordata, Aves, Charadriiformes, Scolopacidae. The annotation marks the transcript as partial. Gene Ontology annotation, molecular function: protein binding. The transcript is spliced from 4 exons.
ACGUCCAGGCAGCCCGGCCGGGCUGGAUGGGGCUCUGCCACCCUGCUGGGGAGCAGCUACUGUGCCUGCUGUCCCUUGCUGUCCCCAACCACCACGCUGUGGGCACGGGGCCACACUGGAUUCCCGGGUGCCACCAGAGCUGCUGACGGGGGUCCUACCUCUGCAGACCUCCCCCCCGCCGUCAGCAUGGCAAACCGGGGACCCUCAUACGGCCUCAGCCGGGAGGUGCAGCAGAAGAUCGACCGGCAGUACGACCCCGAGCUGGAGCAGAUCCUGGUGCGGUGGAUCCUGGCACAGUGCGGUGGGGACGUCACGCAGCCGGCAUCCGGCAGGGACGGCUUCCAGCAGUGGCUGAAGGACGGCACCGUGCUGUGCAGGCUCAUCAACAGCCUGCACCCGCGGGGCCAGGGACCGGUGGCCAAGAUCCAGGCGUCCACCAUGGCCUUCAAGCAGAUGGAACAGAUCUCGCAGUUCCUGCAGGCGGCUGAGCGCUACGGCAUCGCCGCCACCGACAUCUUCCAGACCGUCGACCUCUGGGAAGGGAAGAACAUGGCGUGCGUGCAGAGGACCCUGAUGAACCUGGGCAGCCUGGCUGUGGCCAAGGGCGACGGGCUCUUCGUGGGAGACCCCAACUGGUUCCCCAAGAAAUCACAGGAGAACCGGCGCGUCUUCUCCGAGGACAAGCUGAAGGAGGGACAGAGCGUCAUCGGGCUGCAGAUGGGC